Messenger RNA from Drosophila kikkawai, 756 nucleotides. RefSeq names its product inhibitor-t (gene I-t). Lineage: Eukaryota; Metazoa; Arthropoda; Insecta; Diptera; Drosophilidae. The record is from RefSeq and is a predicted model, not a curated record.
GUAGGCUUUUAAAAUAAGUCAAAAAGCCGACACUAUUACAUUACAUCAAAAAAAUAUAUAAACUUCCACUAAAAUAUUAGUAACUUAUAAUAAAAUUAGAUAAAUAGCUAUAAGUCGAUAUACCUUUAAAAACAACAUGAAGAAAAAUAGUAGGACUAAGGCAAUCAGUGCCACUGUCUCCCUCAUCUCCCACAAGGAAGGAGUCAAAAUGACAGAGGACGAGAGGGUGCGCGAUGUAGAUCGUGACUAUGGCAUGAUGAAAACCCAUCAGUCGGGCACACCCUUUCCACGAAGAACCUUGCCCGUCGAUUCGGUUGCCCUCACGGCCAAGCUGGAGGCGGAGAAGAAACUAAAUAGGGUCUCCAUAGGUUCCGCCAACGAGAAGAGGGCAACACCAAUGCCGGUAAGGUACGGCAGCGAGCAUGAUCAUCACAGCGAACGGCAUAAAGACUUUGCCCAGCGACGCAAACUGUUCGACGAGGGCGAGUUCACCAUAUGCAAGGGACGCAAGCUGGGCGAUGAUUUUCAUCCCCUGGAUUUAGAAGAACACAACCUUCGAUUCGAGGCUUUAUUCAACAAACUCUCGGAGCGCAAGAGCUACGAUACUCGGAAUUUCGACGAACUGGCACAAUAUUGCUUGGCAAACAACCUCAAGAUAUCCAGUGGAGCAGCCAACAAUUAGUGACUAUACAAUCUUUGUAGUUGUGUGAAACAGGAACUAGGAGCAGAAAUAAAAUGCAGAAAUUGAGAUUUCUA